Molecule: messenger RNA, 504 nt
Organism: Suillus subaureus
Lineage: Eukaryota; Fungi; Basidiomycota; Agaricomycetes; Boletales; Suillaceae
Exons: 2
Coding region: 1-504 (167 amino acids)
Source: RefSeq, a predicted model, not a curated record
AUGUCAUUGCCUAUGUAUGGAUACCAGUUGACAAGAUGGACCACUAUUCUGGUUGAUUUCCAGAUUCAUGAAUACCGCUACCUCAAGCUCAACUAUGAGAGUACCAUCAACUGGAAACAGUCAACAGACCACCUCUGGUCCAAUCCUUCUUUCCAUGGUUCUCUGCACUUCAAUUGCACACUCAUACAGCUUACUGCAGCAAGAACCAUCUUUGUUAAGAUUAUACUAAUGUUUAAAUGUGAAGUUACAGAUGUCAGCACCUUCCAACUUGCACUCAUUCAACCAUACACUGCCAGCAUUCCUGGUGGCUCUUGCAGAAUCAACAGAGAUUUAAGGCUCACUCGGGUCAAAGCUGUUCCCAGAGGAGAUUCAAUUUUUGUACCUCUCAAGUCCUUCAUUCAAGGAGCUGUUUUGGCCCAUGAUCCAGAGCACCAAGACAAGUUUGUGGUCAUCAAGCAUAUUGAUGGUGACAUGUUCCUGCGCAUGAAGGUGUGGGCAUGCUAA